Messenger RNA from Gadus macrocephalus (Pacific cod), 3020 nucleotides. RefSeq names its product carboxypeptidase X (M14 family), member 1a (gene cpxm1a). The record is from RefSeq and is a predicted model, not a curated record. Gene Ontology annotation, molecular function: metallocarboxypeptidase activity; zinc ion binding. Bases 37 to 2382 code for a protein of 781 amino acids. Gene Ontology annotation, biological process: proteolysis. Lineage: Eukaryota; Metazoa; Chordata; Actinopteri; Gadiformes; Gadidae. The transcript is spliced from 13 exons.
UGGGAUAAGGGGCGAGGGGUGCGAUGGAGAGAGGGUAUGGUAAGUCUGUGGUGUGCUCUGAUGUCCAGUGUGCCUGGUCUGCAACCAACCGACGGCAAGAUGGAAAUGCAGUGGUGCCUUUUUCCUGCGGCGAUUUUUCUGUUAAGCGUAGCCAACGGCGGGACCUUGGCGGACAGUGAAGCCCUUUCAAACGAACAAUAUAGCGCAGUGGGUAGCAGGCGUACCUCACUAACUUUGAACAGCACUGCAUCCCCCACAGUGACCUAUCCCACCAGCUCUCCACGCACUUUGCGGACACCGCUGCAGACCACAGCUCCUCCCGACCCGCAGACGACCACCAGCUCCCGGGGAAAACCGCAGAAGAGGAGACGGAAGGAGAGGAAAUCGAAGGAGGAGAACUCCGAGGAAGACGUUGGACACGAGAAGAGCAAGGCUGGCGCUGCCACAAAGGGAUUGGAGUGUCCUCCGCUGGGCCUGGAGUCUCUGCGUGUGGACGACAACAAGCUGCGGGCCUCCUCCGUCCAGAGGCCGGGCCUGGGGGCCCACAGGGGCCGGCUCAACAUCCAGUCGGGCAUCGAGGAGGGCGACCUGUACGACGGGGCGUGGUGCGCUCAGCAUCAGGACCGGCUGCAGUGGCUGGAGAUGGACGCGGUCGAGAUGACCCUCUUCACCGCCGUCAUCCUCCAGGGUCGCAGCUCCGUCUGGAGCUGGGACUGGGUGGAGACCUACAAGGUUCAGCUGAGCAACGACUCGAUCCACUGGGUGCCCUGCAUGAACGGAUCCCAGGAGAUGGUGUUCGAGGGGAACCGGGACCAGUACACGCCAGUGCUGGGCGCCCUGGCGACCCCCACCGUGGCCCGCUACCUCCGCAUCAACCCCCAGACCUGGUUCAUCAACGGCACCGUCUGCCUCCGGGCUGAGAUCCUGGGCUGCAGGGUUCCCGGUCGGUCUGAAGGCCAGCGCCACGAGGCAGACUCCGGUUCCAAGGACGGUCUUGACUUCAGACAUCACAACUACAUGGAGAUGAGGAAGCUGAUGAGGGAGGUGAGCCAGCAGUGUCCGGACAUCACGCGGAUCUACACCAUCGGGAAGAGCUACAACGGCCUCAAGCUCUACGUCAUGGAGAUCUCAGACAACCCGGGGAAACACGAGUUGGGGGAGCCGGAGUUCCGCUACAUCGCCAACAUGCACGGGAACGAGGUCCUUGGCCGGGAGCUGCUGCUCAACCUCAUGCAGUACAUGUGUCGCGAGUACAAGCGCGGCAACCAGCGAAUCGUACGGCUCGUCACCGAGACCAGGAUCCACCUGCUGCCCUCCAUGAACCCCGACGGCUACGAGACCGCCUAUGAGAAGGGCUCGGAGCUGUCGGGCUGGGCCCUCGGCCGCUACAGCGUGGAGGGCAUCGACCUGAACCACAACUUCCCGGACCUGAACAACAUCCUGUGGGACGCUCAGGAGGUGGCCGCGUGGGGGAAGACCAAAGUACCCAACCACUACGUCCCCAUCCCGGAGUACUACACCAAGGAGGAGGCCAUGGUGGCGCCAGAGACGCGGGCGGUCAUCAGCUGGAUGCAGGACAUCCCCUUCGUGCUGAGCGCCAGCCUCCACGGCGGGGAGCUGGUGGUGGUGUACCCGCACGACUGCACCAAGGACUGGGCGCCCAAGGAGUACACGGCCAGCCCGGACGACAGCUUCUUCCGCUGGCUGGCGACCGUCUACGCCUCCACCAACCUGGCCAUGCUGAACCCCGACCGCCGCAUGUGCCACGUGGACGACUUCCAGCGCACGCGCAACAUCGUCAACGGCGGCGCCUGGCACACCGUCCCCGGCAGUAUGGGCGACUUCAGCUACUUCCACACCAACUGCUUCGAGGUGACGGUGGAGCUGUCCUGUGACAAGUACCCUCACGUCAGCGAGCUGCCCCAGGAGUGGGAGAACAACAAGGAGUCCCUGCUGAUCUACAUGGAGCAGGUCCACCGAGGGAUUAAGGGCGUGGUCAGGGACAAGAUGACCAGGAGGGGCCUGGCAGACGCCAUCAUCAAGGUGGAGGACCACGACCACGACAUCCGCACAGCGGCGGACGGGGACUACUGGCGCCUGUUGAACCCGGGCGAGUACCGGGUGGUGGCGUGGGCCGAGGGAUACCUCCCCGCCGCCCGCAGCUGCCGCGUGGGCAUGGAGGCGCGGGCCACGCCCUGCGACUUCCACCUGGUCAAGACGCCGCUCCAGAGGCUGAAGGACAUCCGAGCCAAGGGCGGGAAGGUCCCGCAGGACCUCCAGCUGAGGCUUCGCGCCCUGCGGCUCCGCAAGCUGCGCGUCACCACUAAGGUCCUCAACCAGCGGCGGGAGAAGCAGCAGCAGCAGCAGAGGAGGAGGGCGUGAGGAGGAGGGAGGAGUGAGGAGGGAGGAGGAGGAGGGAGGAAGAGUGAGGAGGAGGAGGAAGAGUGAGGAGGAGGAGGAGGGAGGAGGGAGGAGUGAGGAGGAGGAGGGAGUGAGGAGGGAGGAGUGAGGAGGAGGGAGGAGUGAGGAGGAGUGAGGAGGGAGGCGUGAGGAGGAGGCAGGAGGGAGGAGGGAGGAGGAGGAGGAGGGAGGCGUGAGGAAGGAGGAGGAGGAGGAUUGAGCAGGGGUGAGGGGGAGGACGACUAGGAGUGAGGAGGAGAAGGAGUGAGGAGGAGGAAGAGGAGGAGAGACAGGCAAUUGAAGACGUUGGAAAGGACUUAAAGAACUGGAGCUUUUUCAUGGAUUCAAAUUAAGUAAUGAACAGCCACUGAAUUAUAUAAACACACCAAGAACAGGGGAUGUGUGGUUCAAAAAAUUGUGUUGAUUAAUAUUUUAUUAAUGUUGUGGUGUUUUCUGUUUGGUUCUUAGUCCGCUACGGCGCUCCGUGGCUUUUAUUGUGAAAAGAUUGCUAUUAGUGAAGAGAUUUAUCUGAGGGGAUCAGAGAAUAUGUCGGCAGCUGGUCUGAUGGGGGACGUAUUUCCUAACAUGAUGCAUUUUUCAUAAAUGUUUUGUUUUUUCAA